UACUGAGCUGUUAACUUUUGCAAAUAAUAUUUCAAGGCUUCUCGCUAAUUUAAAAAUUAUGGCCCAUUUUUGUGUUAAAAUUUGUCAAGGUCACGCACAAGAUGAGUAAUGUAAAUAUGACGUCACGUUCAUUCCAAAAUGGCUGAAUCUUAGUAUUCAAGAGUGGAGGAUGGCAUUUUUUAUACUUUUUUAAUAAGAAUUUGAAUUGCAUUAUUAGCGAAAAAAGAAAAUAGAAAUAUAUAACAGUGAAAUGCAAUAGAUACAAAACCAAGAAGAAAGCAUAUUAAGUGAAUAUAGAACAAUGCCUGUCCUCAGCCCCCAUCGUAGUUCAUCAUCUGGCUUGAGCGGAUCAUACAGAUCCACAUUUAGUUCAUCAGCAUUAGAAAGACCAUUCUAUGGAUCAUCAUCAUAUACUCCAAGAUUCACUAGUUAUAGUGAAAGAUACACUACAAGAACUUAUACAGAUUCAGAUGGCCGCAGAAUAUAUUCAAGAUCUGGUUCUAUAAAUGAAGACGGGGUUACAACAAGAUUCAGAGAAGAAUCCCGAGAACCGAGCAUUAAGCGCGACUCGAUUUCCAGGGAUUCCGGAAUAAGUUCUAUAAGAGAAAACUCCAUUUCUGAUUAUUCUCGAAGGGAUAGUUCGUUGACAAGAGGUGAUAGGUUAUCAACGGCCAACGUCAUUGAUUCCGUUGCGGAAUUGAGAAACAAAUAUUCACCAGCCAAUUACGUGCCUGCUUGCAUGAGAAAGAAUGAAAAUAUCGCCAGAUCUAAGUCUAAUAAUGAUAUUGGUUUACCUCCACUAGAAUUGAAGGCGUCAAAGAAAAAGGUAAACGACCGAUUGGAAGGUAUUUAUACUAACAGUGUGGCAUACUCUAACAAUACUAAUACAGACAAUUUGACUGAUGAAGAUGAUAACGGCAACCGCGCUUCAGUAGCCGAUUUGUGUAAAAAGUUUGACGAUAAACUCUCCAGAACAGUGAAAAAUGGAACUAACCUCGCCAAUAAGACACCAGAGGUUAAAUCCAAAAUAUCUGAAUUGACCAAUGGGGUGAAACCAUUAAGCACCAAAGCAAAAUCAAUCAGUGUAAAAAAAUCUAGUAACAAUGUUUCGAUGACCAAAAAAAAUGACAUUUCCUCCAAUAACAAGUGUCAAAAUAACCCCGAUGUUUUGCAGUCAAAUUCAAAAUUGGAAGUAAAUGAAGAAGCUGAACUAAAAAAUGGGUCAGAAGUCGAUAGGAACGGAGUAACUGAAGAAACAAGAAGCGGCCAUUCCCUCUCUAAAAAUAAUUCGAGAGUUAAUAACUUUUCUUCGUACAUUUCAAUUUCGACUAAAGAUUUUCAGAGAGGCGAUGAUACUCAACAAGAACAAAAAGACAUUUCUAAAAAUGAUAUGGAUAACAAGGAAUAUAUUAGCAAAGUGAUCCAAACCAACGAUCUAUCGACAUCUCCCAAACUUACCAAAACUGCAAUAUCUCCAUCCAAUUCAAUAGCAAAUAAUAGUAUCAACUCAAAUUCCUUAUCCCUUCGAUCAAGUGAGAGAGACAGUAAUAGAAUCCGAGAUUAUUCGGAUGAUGAUAGUAGUGGCGAAAGAGCUCUUAACAAUUACUCCACGAUCAGGUCCUUUGAGGGUGUUCCCCAAAAAUCUUUGGGUCUCAAUGGCCUUAAAAAUAUUGGUAACACAUGUUUCAUGAAUAGUGUUAUCCAAUGCCUAUCCAACACUAGGUGGCUGUUAGAAUAUUUAAAGAAAGAUGCAUAUAUAAGAGAUAUUAACACAAGCAUAUCCAGUAUGAAAGGAGCCCUAAUUAAAGCAUUUGCUGAAGUUAUUAAAGAGCUUUGGUCUGAAGACGGUUCCGACAGAGUGGUUAAUACUGCAUCAUUGAAAAGUCAGAUUCAGCGAUUCGCUCCAAGAUUCAUGGGAUACGCUCAACAAGAUGCACAAGAAUUCCUUCGUUACCUAUUAGAAGGACUUCAUGAAGACGUCAACAGGGUGCAAGAAAAACCAAAACCCAUAUUAACAGAAAUUGAUGAAAAACUUAGUGACAGUGAGAAAGCGCAAGAAUCUUGGUUAAGAUAUCUACGAAUGGACAACUCCAAAAUUGUGGAUAACUUCGUCGGUCAAUUAAAAUCAACACUCAAGUGUACACAUUGCGGCCACUGUUCAGUUACCUUCGAUCCCUUUUGGGAUUUGUCCCUUCCUAUACCUCAAAGAACAGGUCAAUUACGUCUUUCACAAUGUUUGGAUUCAUUUACAAGAGAAGAAACACUCGACGGUGAUGAAAAACCGACAUGUUCGAAAUGUAAAGAGCGAAGACGAUGCACUAAAUCAUUCUCCAUUCAUAAAUUUCCGAAAAUCUUGGUUAUUCACUUGAAGCGUUUUUCACCAACUGAAAGAUUUAGGGGAAAACUUAAUGUUACCGUAGAUUUUCCAAUAGAAGGGCUUGAUAUGAGCCAUUAUGCUGCCGAUAAUGUGGCGCCCUGUAGAUACAACCUCUACGCUAUAUCAAAUCACAGCGGAACCACUUAUAGUGGUCACUAUACGGCAUAUUGUCGACAUCCCUACACGGGACAGUGGCACGAAUAUAACGAUUCAAGGGUGUCAUCGAUAUCGUCGAAAUCCUUAGUCAGUGGGGAAGCGUAUGUUCUCUUCUACGAACAAGAGGGCACGAAGUCCCACCUUUAAGUCAAUAACUUUUUUUAGUUUUUAAAUUGAAUAUUUUCAUUUUGAACCAAUGCUUUAUUUGGUUUUUUUGCAAAAUUUAUUUAUAUACACAUGAAUAGAUUUAUUUAUAUUUAUCUCCUGUAAAUUUAUGUAUUUAAUUUUGUUUUAUAUAAAUCUAAUAUCUUGUCCACAAAUGGUGAUUUAUCUGAGACUCUUUACAAGUCUCUACACAAAGCCCAAUAUGUACCUCGACAUUAACGCUAAUCAUAAAACAAAGAAUUUGAUGGUAAAACGUUCUCUAAUUUUUCUAAAUAUCUUCAUUCGUUGUGAUGUCAAAAGAUUCCAUUUCCAACACACCCUAUUUCAUUCCUACAAUUUCUGUUUUUAUGCUUAUCGAAUAUUUGAUUACCAAACUAAUAAAAAAUUUUUAUACAAUGAUUUGCAUGUACAAUGACAUAGGCAGUUUUAUUUAUUACAAUAUAAUAUUGAAUCCAAUCUCCACCACUUCUUAAACUUUGUCUUUUUAUUUAAAUGGGGAAUGCAUAAUUCAACAUAUUCACGAUGUUUUUGAUGUGUGAAUAUAAAAUUAUUAACGUUAAUUCGAGAUAUGGAGCUCUUAUUUAAUUAUUUGCAGGCUGAUUCAGUUGAUUUUUCAUCACUAGCAAAUUUCAUUGACAAAUGUUUACAGUUGUAGCGGAAAUAUACAACUGUGGAAACAACGAAUUGUCCUGCAAAUAAGAUGUCUUUUGUUUGUAAUAUUUAUUUAUAUAUUGUUGAUAGUGUGGGGUUAUGAGCGGAAAAAAGAAGUUUACUUAUAAUUUUUUUUUGUAUCUAGUCUGUUUUCAAUGAACAAGUUCACCAAUGUAAGUCAAAAUGGUUCGCAACAAAUGAUCUUAUUAAAAUGGUAAAGAAUAGAAUGGUUUUUGAAAAUUUGAUGAGGUGUAUAUAAUAAAUAACUUUGGAUGAAGCUAAAGUACUUCAACAUUAAAAACGUAAAGACCAUAAAAGGGUUAUAUGAUACACGCCAAUGUAAUUUUCUCACACACCUUGAGCAUUUUAUACUUUUUCAUUUUAUUAUUUUUCUUAAUAUUUUAUCUUUUUGUUUCCAUGUUUUAUUAUGGGAAAUAUAUCUGAAGAAAACCUUAAUUUAUUUAUAUUAUCGUUAUAUUAUUUCGAUACACGAAUUGUUUGUCUAUCUGAAAUGACAUGAUUUUUCUCUUUUCUCUACAAUCCUUUCUUAAUGCUUCGUAUUUUCCAAUAUUUUCGUGCUCAUACUGUGUUAUCCUCUCUAACAGCUACUUGUUACAAGGUACUUUAUUUUCAGCACUGCUUUUAUAAAUAACCGCAAUUCUGUGAAUGGGAUGCUCUCUGGCACUGUUAUUAUCGAUAAUUUCUCAUUUUUCUGUUAAGUUCUGUGCAGCAAGGUUAUGGAAUAAGAUGCGAAUAUAUCCCGAAAAAAUCUACCUUUGAUUUUUUUUAUCCUUGGAUUUUCUAUAAUUUUUCUGUUGUCAGUAUAUGUAGAAAAAUGAACUUAUCUUUUUUGUUGGUUUUGAUGAUUAGUUAUUAUUACAAAACAUUUUCGCUUUCUACUGCUUAUUAAAACUUUGAAUAUUCUACAAAAUACAAAAUUUAUUAGCAAUUACUACUUUUAGACAAUAUUUAGAAUUAAAUUAUGUCUAUCCUUUACUUUAUACAUUUUCUCAAAUCAUUGGAAUAAACGUUGGAUAUAGGACCUAGCACAACAAAGUGUCUAGAAUCUAGAAUAUAAUAAAGGCUUAUGUUCAAAUUACAACCAGAUAUAGUAAAAUGUAACAGCCAAAAAUAGUAAAUGAUCACCAAAAUUAAAACCGCAUUUUAAUGUGAAAUUAUAACCAAAGUUUUCACAUCUUACCAUACUAUUAAAGCAAAUGACUCCAAACAAAUAAUUGUCAACCCAAAAAAUAGUUAAUGAAUAAUAAUUAUUAACCACAUUUUAACUUACAAUUACGGCAGUUUAGCAAACCCGCCUUUAAGUAUCAAUUAUAUAUUCAUUAGACCAGUCCUUAACUAUUUAGAAGCAAUUACUAAGAAUAACGCCAGAAAAUGACGCUCACGAAGCAUGCCAUUAUCUUUUAUUGUUUUGUUGAUAACUUCUAGAGCAUUGUUUGUAGCAGGAAUACAUUUUUUGACGUAUGAUUUCAAGAUAAUUGUUUAACUGUAACUUGGUCGGCUGAACUAAUCCAUUAAUUUUACUCAAGUUCUUUAUAAUAAAUUUAGGUUUCAGACGCAGUUCGAAUAGUUUUUCUAUUUCCUUUUACGUUGCCUCAUUUAUUGCUCUAGUUGACUGACAGUCACAAUUUUCAGGAUCGCGACAUGUUUCAAUAUGGAAUAAUAUAUAGUUACAUGAAGCAUCAAAUAAAAGAUAAAUCGCAGCAGAACACUGAAUUUUAGCCCGAAGCUUCACUUUGUUAUAACUAUAGUAACGUUUUACUCUUUCUUCAUUUAUAUAAACUUUUUGUAUUAACCAGAUCUUCUCAUUUUUUAUAAAGUCCUCUGCGAUUUGUAUUGCCUUCGACGUUUUCUCGUAUGCUCCGUGAUUUUAUCACCAUCUUCUGUUGAAGAACUCAAUAGCGGAACACAAGAACUCGGUCCCACUAAUUUCUCAUUCACCAUUACAGAGAGGAUACAAAAUACAACAUCCUCAUCCAAACAAAUGUUUGUACUUGAAUUGGAACUACCUCGCAUGUGCAAUAAGAGCUUCCAAAAAGUGCUCUCAUACCAUCAGACCUCUUACUUGUUUUUUAAUCCCAUUUUUCAGUCAAUUUUGUUGUGUGACGUUUUGACUUGCGUUAUGUACUUUUAGCAAAAUAGGAAGUGUUGUAUGUCAAAUAAAAUCAUAUGUACUUAUUAUUACCAAAUUGUUGAUAUUUUAGAUAAAAGUUAUUUUGACUUUGACAACAAAAUAAUGCUCAUUUUUUUGGUCCAUUUUUCAAAUUUUAAUAAAUGUUUAUUGUUUUUGUCUCCUACCUCCAAAAAAAGUACUAAAGCUUUUCAUAGUAUACUAAGUAGAUAAUUUAUACAAAUUGUUACAAAGAUCUAGACAAAUCAAGCACUCUUAAUGGAAAAUUGAAAAUUUAAAUCAAACAAGAAUAUGUAAUAUAAUUUAUUAAAGCUUUAUAUUAUGAGAAAAAAUAUUCAAAGCACUAACUCAAAAUAAAAGUUGUUUGCAAA
Molecule: messenger RNA, 5869 nt
Organism: Diorhabda carinulata
Lineage: Eukaryota; Metazoa; Arthropoda; Insecta; Coleoptera; Chrysomelidae
Product: ubiquitin carboxyl-terminal hydrolase 2-like
Exons: 8
Coding region: 302-2680 (792 amino acids)
Biological process (GO): protein deubiquitination
Cellular component (GO): cytoplasm
Molecular function (GO): cysteine-type deubiquitinase activity
Source: RefSeq, a predicted model, not a curated record